AACAGUGGGGGUAACUUGAAUUCCCGCAGUCGAAUGAAAAGUAAUGCCGAGUUUGAACAAAACGGAACGUAACAAAAGCAGUGAACAAUGAGUGCUUAUUGAUAAGUGUUUUAUAUCAAUUUGGUUUAGUAUUUGUCCGGCUCAACUUCAGCGUAGGUUAGUCGGUGAAUCGUUUUUUAGAGACAGCUUAAUCGCAUAAAUGACGGCGUGUAACCUAACUUCGGACUUGAUAUUCGAAACGGAAGUUUUGAAUUAUUCUGUGAUGGCAACACUACCAAAUGCGAUUUUAUGCGACAACCAUAUAAACCAUACGUACUUUGAAAGUUCCUACGGUGAUUCCAUGGAUAUUUUGCUCUCGGGAUGGAUAUUAUUCCAACAUAUACAGUACAUGCCAUGGUUGUGGGCCAUGUUUGGUUCCAUCCUUGUCGGACUCAGUGGCGUGUUGCCUCUCCUUGUCAUACCUAUCGAUCAGACGGACGAUCUGAAAGAAGGAGAAAGUGCAAACACUUUAAAGAGUCUCUUAAGUUUCGCGGUCGGCGGACUACUGGGCGACGUAUUCCUGCAUUCACUUCCUGAAAUAUGGGCUAGUAACCUUACCAAAAGCGGGCACUCCAACAUAGCAAGCGGACUAUUGAUAUUAUCGGGACUUUUAGUCUUCGUAACUGCCGAGAAAUUAUUUUCUGUGAUAGAAAAAGUGAGCGAGCAUCAUGCCGAUUUGCAAGCUCAAAAUGAAAAUAACAACGUAAAGGGUUUGCCGGUCAACGGAAAAAGACAAAUGGCGGGCUAUUUAAACCUGGUGGCAAACUCAAUUGACAACUUCACCCAUGGUUUGAGUUUGGGGGGAGCUUUUUUGGUGUCGCCGCGUUUAGGUUUGUUGACGACAUUCGCCAUAUUGGUGCAUGAGAUACCCCACGAGGUCGGCGAUUUCGCCAUUCUUUUGAAAUCCGGAUUCACCCGAUUGGAUGCGGGGCUCUUCCAGUUGCUCACUGCUGGAGGUGGUCUGAUUGGAGCAUUGUGCGCUAUCAUGUUUAGCGGCGCCACUACAACCUUAGAGGCAAGAACGUCUUGGAUAAUGCCUUUCACAGCAGGCACGUUUCUUCACAUUGGUCUUGUAACGGUGCUUCCAGAUCUGCUGAAAGAAGAAGAUCCCAAAGAAUCUUGCAAGCAGAUGUUAUCAUUAAUCACAGGCAUUACGCUGAUGGCUUGUGUCGCUACAUUUUUAGAGUAAAAAGCAGUUUAUAAAAAUGUGUACAUAGUAAAAAGUUGUUGCCAUAUAUUGCGCUGGGAGGGUUAUCAGUUCUCGUAAAAAAUGAUAAGGUUGAAUGAGUUUUCCAGAUUUUUUUUUUGACAGUUUACCUGAACUAUGCAAUAGCAUGUAUGUAACAUAAAGCUAUUUUUAGUUGUACUCAGUGAUAAACAUGGAAACCAUCAUGUUAACAGUAUUUAUUUUAGUUAAACUAAAAAGAACCCAUAUUUUAUUUUUCCAUUUCUUUGAGUUUAUUAUUGUUCGUUCUUUAAAUAUGUUUAAAUUUUAUUAUACAAUUAACGUGGCGCAUAUAUGCAUGGAGAUUACUUGAUAUUUCUUCUUUAACCCUUCUAAAAAGGCAGAUUUUUUGUACCAUUACGAAAUAUAAAAAAAUAGUGAUUUUGUAUUCCAAGAACUCAAAACAAUAGGCGAACUGUAACAGAUUGUGAUAUGUAUUAAUAAA
Messenger RNA from Cylas formicarius (sweet potato weevil), 1709 nucleotides. It is a transcript of the gene Zip99C, whose product is annotated as zinc transporter ZIP13 homolog. The record is from RefSeq and is a predicted model, not a curated record. The transcript is spliced from 5 exons. Gene Ontology annotation, cellular component: membrane. The coding region runs from base 200 to 1228 and encodes 342 amino acids. NCBI's taxonomy places the organism in Eukaryota, Metazoa, Arthropoda, Insecta, Coleoptera, Brentidae. Gene Ontology annotation, biological process: intracellular zinc ion homeostasis; zinc ion transmembrane transport. Gene Ontology annotation, molecular function: zinc ion transmembrane transporter activity.